This is a messenger RNA of Aspergillus ruber CBS 135680, 726 nucleotides long. Its product is annotated as PRP38 family protein. Gene Ontology annotation, cellular component: precatalytic spliceosome. The transcript has a single exon. Lineage: Eukaryota; Fungi; Ascomycota; Eurotiomycetes; Eurotiales; Aspergillaceae. Bases 1 to 726 code for a protein of 241 amino acids. The record is from RefSeq and is a predicted model, not a curated record.
AUGUCGACCCAUCGUGCCGAUGCUAGCACCUUUCUUGACAACCGCGGCUACUCCGGCCCCCUAGUCCGCGGUGUCAACCCAGCCACGCUCUUCGAAAAAGCCGUCCGCGAUCGCAUCACAGACUCCUACUACUGGAAAGAGCAAUGCUUCGGAUUAAACGCCGCGACUCUCUGCGACCGCGCCAUCGAACUGUCCUCUAUCGGCGGUACCUACGGUGUCUCCGAGAAACCGACGGCCUUUCUCUGCCUUGCGUUCAAGAUGCUCCAGUUAAACCCGACUCGCGAUAUCGUGCUUGAAUACUUGAAUUUCUCGGAUCCGGGGAGUGACGAUGAAGACCAGGAUAACGAGGUGCUUCAAAAUCGUGGCGACUUCAAGUACCUGCGCGCUCUGGCGGCAUUUUAUGUCCGGUUGACUUUCGAUGCGGUGGAUGUGUACAAGACGCUUGAGCCGCUGCUACUCGACUAUCGGAAAAUCAAGCGCCGUGUGCGGGAUUCGUUUGUGCUUACGUAUAUGGAUCAAUUCGUCGAUGACCUUCUUACGAAAGAACGGAUGUGUGGUACGAGUUUGUGGAAGUUGCCGUCGAGGCAGCAGUUGGAGGAUCUUGAAUUGUUGGAUGAAAGGGUUAGUCCACUGGCAGAUGAGUUGGAGGAAAUGGAUCAAGAUAGCGACGAUGGGGGGAUGAAGGAGAGUCGUUCCGGCUCUUCAGAUCAUACGGGAGAGGACUGA